GCAGAAAUGUGGGAGCUGCACAGUUUCAUCUUGUAUAAUAUUUUGCACAUGGCCAAGAUAAACCAUGUCCUGAUACUGCACUGUUGGUCAGAGGAAUCCCUGGCACACUUUGCACUCUUAGCCAACACGGAAAAUGCCUUUACCCAAUUCGAGGACCUCAACACGAAAAUUCCACUUGAAGAUCAGCUCCUGAGUCACAAUGUCCGCAAGUUGGGCGUCUUCAUGGACAGCAAUUGUGUUCAAAGCGAGAGUAUUUUACAAAAGGGCAACGACAAGAAGCUCUUCAGCCAGCGAUAUCACUGGCUCAUAUACGACCGCUUGCCAGGUCUCUCCAGAAUGGAGAGUCUCUUCCGGGAAGCCCAACUCUUUGUCGAUGCUGAUGUGACCUAUGCCAUAGCCGAUGCCCAAUCUCCCAGCAGAACCCUCUUCAAUGUCACUCUCUACGAUCUGCACAACAAGGGCAGACAGUUGGGCGGGAAGCUGAACGUCACAGUGGACCAGGAGAUCGUUUGCCAGGGGCGCGAAUGCCGCGUCCAGCGCUAUCUGAGUGAUCUUCAUAUGAGAGAUCGACUGCAGCAUCGAAAAUCCCUAACUGGAAUGAUAAUGCGAGCCACAGCAGCAGUCAACUCCUUGCCACUGAACACCUCGCAGGAGAAAAUUCUCACGUUCAUGGAAACCAGAGACCAGAUACAUCUCGAUACAUACGCCCGACUAGGCUACCAGUCGCGUCAGCCCCUCCGUGAGAUGUUGGACUGCAGGUUUGAGUAUAUCUUUCGUGAUCGCUGGACAGGCGAUGGAAAUGUGACGGGCGGCAUGAUCGGUGAUUUGAUCACCGAGGCGGCUGAUCUAUCGAUAGCUCCCUUCAUCUACUCCUUCGACCGGGCUCUCUUCAUAAAGCCCCUGACCAGAUUCAGUAUCUUUCGCGAUGUGUGCAUGUUCCGUAACCCCCGAUCGAUCUCCGCUGGCCUGAGUGCCACCGAGUUCCUGCAGCCCUUCAGCGCUGGUGUCUGGCUGACAUUCGGCCUGCUGCUGAUUGUGGCCGGAUGCAUGCUCUGGGCUACAUUCCGCAUGGAACGACUCAGCGAAUGGAAGCCCUCGUUGCUGACCAGCUGCCUUUUCUCCUUUGGGGUCGGCUGCAUACAGGGGGCCUGGAUGACACCCCGCUCCACGGGCGGACGCAUGGCCUUCUAUGCCCUGAUGCUGACCUCCUUUCUGAUGUACAACUACUACACAUCGAUUGUGGUGUCCAAGCUACUGGGGCAGCCUGCCAAGUCGAGCAUCCGCACACUGCAGCAGCUGGCGGACAGCAGCCUGGAGGUGGCCAUAGAGCCGACACCCUACACGAAGGUCUACGUGACCACCUCCGAUCAGCCGGACGUGCACAGUCUGUACGUGAAUAAGGUGGCAGGCAGCAGGCAAUCGCCCGAUCGCAUCUGGAUGCCCACCGAGGCGGGUGUGAAGCGUGUGCGCGAUAACGCGGGCUUCGUCUACAUCGCCGGAGUGGCCACGGCCUACGAGUUUGUGCGGAAGCACUUUCUGCCCCAUCAGAUCUGUGAGCUGAACGAGAUACCCCUGCGAGAUGCCUCCAACACCCACAGCGUGGUGUUGAAGACCUGCCCCUAUGCGGAGCUCUUCAGAUUAAACGAACUGCGAAUGCACGAGACGGGGAUCCACUUCAAGCACGAACGCUACUGGAUGCGUACCAAGCUGCAUUGCUACCAGCAUAAUCACUCGGUGGCCGUGGGCCUGGAGUAUGCCACCCCCCUGUUCAUUCUGCUACUCGGAUCGAUUGUACUCUGUGUGGGUGUGCUGGGCCUGGAGCUGCUAUGGCACAGGCACACCGCUCUCCUCCACUGA
Molecule: messenger RNA, 1857 nt
Organism: Drosophila obscura
Lineage: Eukaryota; Metazoa; Arthropoda; Insecta; Diptera; Drosophilidae
Gene: Ir75b
Product: ionotropic receptor 75a
Exons: 6
Coding region: 7-1857 (616 amino acids)
Cellular component (GO): membrane
Molecular function (GO): ligand-gated monoatomic ion channel activity
Source: RefSeq, a predicted model, not a curated record